Molecule: messenger RNA, 854 nt
Organism: Bactrocera oleae (olive fruit fly)
Lineage: Eukaryota; Metazoa; Arthropoda; Insecta; Diptera; Tephritidae
Product: general odorant-binding protein 99b
Molecular function (GO): odorant binding
Source: RefSeq, a predicted model, not a curated record
UCGUUUGAAACGGUAAUUAUUAAACAUAUACAAUACUCAAUACCUAUAUGUAUACUCGUAUAUAUAUUUUACCAUAGCGCAUAGGUGGAACAUAGGGCCUCUCAAUACAUGGGCAUAAAUAUAAUAUAUAUGCCGAUCAAAUAAAAACUUUAAUCAGCUCGUCGGUUACAUAAAUAGAAAAGUAUUGAUGAUCUACGAAGGUAAUUAAUACUACUUGUAAAGGGACAAAUGCAGUUAUCAACCUGCAGCAGUAUAAAUAGGAGGCUACAAUGAAGAAAUUUAGUAGUUCACUAAGUGAAGUUGUCAACCGAGAAAAUCAGAAUGAAAUACUUUAUGUGUAUUGUGAUGCUUGCAGUCGUCGCGCUGGUAAAAGCCGAUGACUGGAGCCCAAAGACCGUUGAUGAUAUUAAAAGUAUUCGCGAGGAAUGUGUCAAACAAGUGCCAGCCAGCGAUGAGGAAUUCGAAAAGAGGAAAGAGAAUGAAUAUCCCGAUGUAGAGUCAGUGCGAAAGUAUGUCCUGUGCACUAGUAAAGCAUGGGGACUCUACGAGGAUGGUAAAGGCUUUAAUGCCGAUCGUGUUGCCCAGCAGUUCAAAGGCGAUUUAACGGAAGACGAGAUCAAAACCAUUGUACAUGAUUGUGAUGCAAAGACCAAGGAGGACACCGAUGACGAGAGAGCCUACCAUAUUAUGAAGUGUACUUGUUCAACAAAACUCGGUGAAGAUAUUAAAGAGAUCUUAAAGAGAUCAGAGUAAGAGUUGGAGGUGCACUGUUUAAACUAUAGAUUAUCACCAUUAUAGUUUGUGAUAUACCUUAUUAUAUUAAUAAAAAAAUUUUGGUAAAUAAGCAAUGAAAA